Electrophorus electricus (electric eel) is the source of this 4288-nucleotide messenger RNA. It is a transcript of the gene sec62, whose product is annotated as SEC62 homolog, preprotein translocation factor. Lineage: Eukaryota; Metazoa; Chordata; Actinopteri; Gymnotiformes; Gymnotidae. Gene Ontology annotation, biological process: post-translational protein targeting to membrane, translocation. Gene Ontology annotation, cellular component: endoplasmic reticulum; endoplasmic reticulum membrane. The record is from RefSeq and is a predicted model, not a curated record.
AUAAGAUCAUAUAAAAUCUUCAGGGAGGUCCAUUAAGUUGUGCUUAUUAAAACACGGUUAACACACAAAAAAUUGAACACUGAUCGUACAUUACACACUGUAUAUAUAGCUAAAAUAAAAAAGAAUUUAAUGUCUAGUCGUUAGUCAUGCUAAACAGUGUGUGAAACAGCGAAACUUCACUUCACAAAGCCCACCAAACACACUGAAACAGGCUGAAGUUAGCCAUAUAAACUAACGCGACGUGCUAAUACAUGUUGGCACGCCCCUUUGUCCCACCCAUUUUUGAGCUGUCUCCGGUCUAGACAUACCAUUCUCGUAUUUGCGGAACAUUUUUUCCACUUGAUGCGCCUUCCCGGCUACCGUAGUGGUAAAGAAGUCAAGGGGACGUGUUCUGUUGAAAAAAAAACAGCAAUUCCUUUAGCAAGUAGUCAGUUGCGUAGGCAUGACGUGCACAGAAAGUUCGGGAGAGUGAGUUGAAGUGAACGAAGUAAAAAGAAUUUAAACAGUUGCAAGAAGGUGUUAUCGCGGGAUUUUUUUUUUUUUAUACCAAUACGUCUGUAAUCACGUGACCAUAUUGAGCAGCGCAAUUUGGAACAUGGCAGAGCGCAGGAGACAUAAAAAGCGAGUCCAAGAGGUCAGUGAACCUACCAAGGAGGAGAAGGCAGUGGCCAAAUACUUACGGUUUAACUGUCCCACAAAGUCCACCAACAUGAUGGGACAUCGGGUAGACUACUUUGUAGCCUCUAAAGCAGUGGACUUUCUUCUUGAAUCAAAAUGGGCCAAAUCAAAGAAGAGUGAGGAUGCUUUGUUCACCACCCGAGAGUCAGUGGUGGAAUACUGCAACAGGCUUCUGAAGAAGCAGUUCUUCCACCGAGCUCUAAAGGUGAUGAAGAAGAAACCUGAUAAAGACUUAAAGAAGGAGAAAGAGAAGGAGAAGGCUAAAGGUGAUAGCAGUAAAGAGGAGGAGAAAAGAGGCAAAAAGGAAAAGGACAAAAAGAAGGAUUCUGAGUCUCCUGAUGCAAAAAAGGAAAAGACUGAUGAUGAACCAGGAUCACCAAAAAAGAAGAAGGAUGUUAAGAAGAAGUUUAAGCUUGAGCCUCAUGAGGAGCAGCUGUUUCUAGAUGGAAACGAGGUGUAUGUCUGGAUUUAUGACCCAGUCCACUUCAAAACCUUUGCCAUGGGACUCGUAUUAGUGAUUGCUGUGAUUGCUGCCACUCUGUUUCCCCUGUGGCCUGCGGAGAUGAGAGUGGGAGUGUACUACCUGAGUGUUGCUGCUGGCUGCUUCGUCGCCAGCAUUCUUCUUCUUGCUGUUGCUCGCUGUAUUCUGUUCCUAAUCAUCUGGCUGGUGACGGGAGGACGGCAUCACUUCUGGUUUCUGCCAAACCUUACAGCAGAUGUGGGCUUCGUAGACUCCUUCCGGCCACUCUACACACACGACUACAAGGGCACUCGCACAAGCGCCAAGAAAAUUGGUGCAGAGAAAGCUGAUGGCAAGAGCUCGGAUGCCACCAGAGCACAGAAGUCUGACAGUGAGGACAAAUCCGACAUAGAGAAGAAGGAUGCCGAGGAAGACGAAGACCAGAUGAAGGUAGCUGCAGUAGUGGAGGGAGAGCGCCUCUCGGAAACGGACAGUGACCGUAGAGAGGAUGAGGGCUCUCAGCACAGUAAUGGGAACGACUUUGAGAUGAUCACUCGGGAAGAGCUGGAGCUGCAUACAGAUGAGGAGGAGGAGGAAGAAGAAGAAGAAGAGGAGGAGGAGGAGGAGGAGGGCAGUGAGACAAAAACUAUUGAGACAUAAGAACGCGAGCACUGUGUUUCACACGGACUGUGCUCAGGAGUGGUUGAGGUUUCCAUCCCUUUCACAGACUAUCUUCCACUACAAAUGCACAUAGGGUCAAAAGAUUAAAUGAGAGAGCAGAAUAUGCCUUUGGUGACAAUGCAAAUAUUUAAUUGACUUUUGGCUCAUCUCUUUGUUCUCUCUGAUACCCCUGCCCCAUGUAACGCCCUGAUUGGUACAUGUAAACUAACAUGCUCAGACUUUGUUCACCUUGCUGCCUGUCUGUCUUCCUCAUCAACCAGUGUACAAUCUCACUCUGUAAGGAGGGGGAGGCAGGUAGCAGAUGGGGCAUCUGCAUUUGGGGGGGGGAGCACUUGGGUUUGGAUUGACUGUAUAGCCUGCUAUUUCACACUCGGGUCUGCUUGAAGGAGGAUGCAGCCUGCAAGCUGCCAUUUUAUUACCCAAACACAGUAAACCCACUAUGAUUAUCUUUGGCUGCUGCCAUCAUUUGAGUUAAAUGGUGCUAGAUUUAUGUGGAUGGACCAAUGUUUCUUAAUCUACCUAUGUAGCAGUCAGUCCCUUGGUUCGUGUGCGUGUAAGGGUGCAAAAGUGGUGAAUAGGUGCAGACUUGGCCUGAGCAGGUAUUUUGUGUGUACUGUGCAUGUUGUCCAUUUUGUACACAUUUUUAAUAGGUGAUUUCAGCAAUUAAAUCAGGCCUGUGGAGAUCUUCCAGACACACCUCUGUCUGGGAAAGUCAGUUUUUUUUCAACAUUUGGUCAGAGAUCAUUACACUGUCAUUAAAUUAUAUGCAUUUGAAAGUUUGACAGUGAGUGAAGAAAUUACAUGAUGGUGGUUGAAUUAUGAAUGAGAAAUGAAACAUUAAAAUAUGUGCCAAAUCCACCACAGUACUAAUGCUGGGUUUAGUUUGGCAUUUUCUACUCAAAGUCCACCUAUGUCCCACAGUAUCUGGCACAUUUGCUUAGAGAUGUUAACAGGCUGAAUUUCACAGUUGUCGCUAUGAACAUCAACAUGAAAGUUUGAAAAUGGUAGGUGGUUUAAGGAAUGAGGUUUAUUUUAGGCAUGUAGGGAGCCGUUUCAGAACAUGGCUGUAAAAUAAAUCCUUUUUCAGAGGUGUUUGAGUGACUAAGAGAUACGUCUUUAGUGCUAAAUAAAAAUGUGUCCUACCAUGCUGCAGUUAUGUCUUCCCCUUCAGUUCUUUAACUGUGUGAGCUAAAGUCUGAUCAUAACAUUUAUCCUAAUUAAGCUGUCAUUAUUCCAGUAGCUAUAUAAAAAGUGUCACAGUAUAGUCAAUACUGGCUUAAUUGCAGACAUCAGGCAUUCUUGUCUCUCAUGGGGUCACUCCCUAAAGAAGUUGAUCCAUAAGAUUAGCUCCACCAAGGCCUCUCACAACCUUUGCAUUCUCAUGGGACAGAAGUCCAGUAAUACAUUUUACAUAAGGUUAAAUGCUGUUGGCUAGAAUUUUCAUUUCACAAUAGCUUGUAUUGAAGAUAUUUUAAAAGAAAAAAUGCAAAUAACAUUUUAUAUAUAGGGAUUCUAUAGUACAAUAUAUAUUUAAGAUGACAGUUCAGGUGAAAGUCUGAAUUGUGAUCUACACACACACAAAUUCCAGGCAAUUUUUUUGUUCUCUUUGGUAAAUUUUUUACUCACGUAGACCAUCAGCUAAUACAAAUACAUUUGAAAGCUUGCAUAAGUAAUUAGGUAGAGCGAAGUGUUUAGUCAGGCUUUCUGUCAUCUUGCUGGUCCGUUCUUAAUACCUUGCCCUGCCCUUUUUAUAUAAUUUAUUUAGUGCUUUCCAGAUGUUCAAGUGAAAUUUUUUUUAAUUAAGCGGCAAAAGAAAACAACUUGACAGUGAUUAGUUUGUCUUGAUAUGUGCCUGUCUCCAGAAUACUAUAAAUAUUAAAGAAGUUCAAACUCGAUCAUGAUGUUGUGGGUCAAACUACGUAGUCAUUUAAUAAAAAGUAACUUACUUUAGAACUCGUCUUUCGUUCUCUGAAUUCAAAGACCUUGAGUUUGUGGCACUUCCGUAAAAUGUUUGUCAUGCUAUUGCCGUUUCUGAAUAUUUAAAAUAAUGCUACCAUGUAGGAAUAGUACAAGUUACUUAUUCAAGUUGUGCUUUUUGCUUCUUUUCUACUGAUAUUUCAUCAAUGUUUUCUAGUCUUUGUUCUUUGCUGUCUUUGAAUGUGAGAUGCCAAUGUGCUGGUAUCUAUUCUUAGUUUUAUAACUCAUUUACAGAUUGUCAUAAAAUCUCAAAUUGUUUAAGUGUUUCACAGCAGUCUGUAAUGUAUUAAUACAAAUGCUGUUGCCUCAUUUCUAAAUAUGAAAAAUCAAACACUGUCACUGAUUUGCCCAACAUGUUUUCAAAUUCUUAAUUAUGAGCAUUUGAAAUUAAUAUUAUACAAAUAUCCCCAAGGACCUUCUUUUUCAAUCUUUGGAGUAAAAGUGACUGGAAGUAGCUCUAUCUUUUCAUUGCAAUAAAACAAUGCCAAUUCA